AUGGAAAACAGAGAAAGUAAACCUAAACAAUACAUCGCUUUAAAACUAAAAGACAAUAAAAACCCGAUGCGCACUAUCCCGAUCCUGGACGAGGGGGAAUUCACCCUGGCCGACAGCCACGCUAUUGCCCUGUACCUCAUUACUAAAUACGGGAAACCGGAACACUCUUAUUUGUACCCUGACGACAUCAGAACGAGAGCUAGAAUCCAUCAAAUUAUGUUUAUCGGAGUUCUAUUUCCAAGACUUAGAGCUGUUAUGGCUCCUACAUACAGCGGGAAACUGGGCGAGCUGUCAAACCGUAUGAUUGUCAACAUAGUGGACGCUUACACUAUGCUUGAGGAGUAUUUAGCCAGCAGUUCUUUCUUAACCGGCAAUUCUAUGACGGUGGCCGACUUGAGCGUGCUUACUACCGUCUCCUCGCUGAACGGGCUACACCCGAUUGAUGGAAGAAAAUUCCCCAAACUAACAAAAUGGCUGAACACAAUGAAUGACAUGGACGUUUGCAGAAGAAUCAACGCUCCCGGGAGUGAGUUGCACGUCAUGGGACUAAAGGCUCUGAUGACAAAUUACAAAUCCAAUCAGAAGUCAAAACUUUAGCAUAAAUUAAUUUUUUUUUUCUCAACGCAUCGAGGUGAAGUUUCAAAUAUAUUUUUUUUUUUCUAAAAACACUUUUGUGACACACACACACACUAAAAAAUAUCUGUCUAUCUAAUGGGUGUUAUCUUCCUAAUAAGAAGCUGUAUUUUCACCAAUCUUAGAAACAAAAUAAAAAUCGAUACAGUCAAAGACUGGAAAUGAAGAUUUUGUUCUCACAAGCUUUAGAGUAGGAAGUAAGCGUAAUGCAUUGAUUGAUAUAUUAGAUUAUAUUAAUCAUUAUUAUUUAUAAUAGCGAUAGAAUUUCGCGCGAUAAAAACAGGAUCGCGCGUGCAAGUUGUAUUUUCAAAACUGAGCUAAGUUCACCAAAUUCCCAAACUAAAUACAAACACAGUUAAGAAUCACAGGUUUUUUAUUCAAUAACUAAAAAGAAAUGCAAAGAUUUUUCCAACUUUACACUCUGUAACGUCUAGACAUGGGGCUACCAUAAUGUGGAUAACUUGACAAAUUAAUGAUUACAAAAACGUUACACAUUUAUAUCUCGUCACAAUCACUAGUGUUCUUUCAAACGGACUUUUUAUAUCGCUGUCCUUGUCAUACUGUUGGGUGGAGACAGGGACAAAAUAUAGUAGAAAUUAUAUAUGAACAGGACUCCAUAUCUACUGAAGCAUAAAAUUACUUAAGUCAUCAGUAUAUUCUAUAUGUGAUGUAUUUAAAAUUUAUCGAAGACAAUGAGUUAUUAGAGAAAACCUUUUUAAAAUAAAUAAUACGAUCUUUACAAUACAGUGUUGAUUCAGCUGAACGAGACCUUGGUCUCAGAGACUAUUGGCUCUGUCUACC
Molecule: messenger RNA, 1434 nt
Organism: Amyelois transitella
Lineage: Eukaryota; Metazoa; Arthropoda; Insecta; Lepidoptera; Pyralidae
Gene: GSTe6
Product: glutathione S-transferase 1
Exons: 5
Coding region: 1-597 (198 amino acids)
Biological process (GO): glutathione metabolic process
Molecular function (GO): glutathione transferase activity
Source: RefSeq, a predicted model, not a curated record